CAGGAACUUCCUGCGGAAGGUGAGAAAUACUAAGGAAAACAACAACCAUGGCGUCGAUAACGUCGGAGAAGUUAAAAGAAAUGGAGGCUGAAAUGAACCGCUUCGAGGCUGAGAUUUUGACCUCGGACAUGGGUCGCGGUGCAAUGCCUCGGAUGAUCAUCGGCUCGGAGACCUUCACACGAGUCCAGCAGCAGUUGUCGCAGAAACCCUCGCACGACUUACCACCAGGUGUAAUACAUGACACUUCUUUUCAACAGUCAGUACGGAAGAUGCCUCUAACAGUUCUUCCACCACCACCACCGCCGCCACCACCUGCAGAGAGAUGUGAUAGGAUGCCAGGACCUAAACCAGACAACUCUAACCUCUUCCUCCCCCCACCACCACCUCCCCCACUGUCCAGUGUAACCCCCGCCUUCAUACCUCAUCAGCUACGACACCGAGGUCCUGCCCCUCCAAUGCCCCGUCCUGGUCACAUGAUAUCUCGCCCCCCACCUCCUCCAAUCAACUUCAAGGGCAACAUGGGCCCGGCACAUAUGGGCGGCUGCCCCCCAAUGGGAAUGCCUCCAAUGGGACCUCGAGGUCCGAUGAUGGGACCUCGGGGUAUGGGACCGGUCCCAUUUGGAAUGCCUCAGCCGAUGAAUAACAUGGGGAAUUCCCCAUCGCCAGCGGUGAUAGAGAAGCCCAAACAGCUGCACGUGAUCGAAAAGCCGAAAGUUGUGUAUUCGGCAGCGCCGGUGAAAAUUGUUAAACCCACUUCCAGUGAAGAAGAUGCCAAAGUGCCCGCCCCUGUGUUGGACGAGGUGAACGUCGUUGAAGACGUCGCUGCACCACAAGCUUCAGACAUUGCUGCUGAAGGAAUCUCAGUUGUUGGUGCGGACGUUGUUGCUAAUGUCGCCAUGACGGCAGGGGGAGAAGUGGAGAUGGAGGGAGAUGCGCCGGUGUUGAGUAAAAAAGAGAAGAAAGACAAGAAGAAGAAGUUUCUACGCACGGCUGCGGGGACCACAUGGGAGGACCAGACGUUGGCAGAGUGGGAGCCAGAUGAUUUCCGGAUGUUUUGUGGCGACCUUGGAAAUGAGGUCACUGAUGAACACUUGAUUCGAGCAUUCUCCAAAUAUCCAUCAUUUGUCAAAGCUAAGGUUAUUCGAGAUCGCAGAAGCAACAAAACAAAGGGUUACGGGUUUGCAAGCUUUCGUGAUCCCACUGACUUCACUAGAGCCAUGAGGGAAAUGAAUGGUGAGUGA
Molecule: messenger RNA, 1241 nt
Organism: Gigantopelta aegis
Lineage: Eukaryota; Metazoa; Mollusca; Gastropoda; Neomphalida; Peltospiridae
Product: RNA-binding protein 42-like
Exons: 4
Coding region: 48-1241 (397 amino acids)
Molecular function (GO): mRNA binding
Source: RefSeq, a predicted model, not a curated record